AUGGGGCUUGGGUCGCAGAAGUGCCCACUAUUCGAGAGAAACUGGCUAAACUGUGAGAAGCCUGUCAAAGCCACCGUACCUGGCCCAAUGACCAUCAUUGGAUCAACAGCUAAUGCUUUUUACGAUGACCUGAAAGAGCUCAGUUCUGACCUGGUGAAAGUUAUCAAUGCACACAUCAAGAACCUAGUACAAGCAGGAUGCCGUCACAUCCAGCUUGAUGAGCCAGUCAUGGUGAGAACCCCGGACAUCGCGCUAGACUACGGUAUUGAUCAUGCGUCACAAUGCUUUGAUGGUAUCGGGGGAGACGUCGUGAAAACUGUCCAUCUUUGCUGUGGAUAUCCACUUUACCUGGAUCAAACUGAUUAUCCAAAGGCUGAUAAAGAUGCUUACUUUAUGAUUGCCGAUAAAUUAGACCAGGCUGGUUUUGAUGAGGUUUCUCUGGAAGACGCACACCGUCGAAACGACCUGUCCUUGUUCGAUCACUUCAAAAAGAGCAAAAUCGUCCUUGGGUCUGUCGCCAUCGCACGAAGUCGUGUUGAAAGUGUUGAAGAAAUCCGAUCACGGCUACGAGAUGUUUUAAAGCACCUGCCCUCUGCAGAUCAUCUAAUUGUGGCACCAGAUUGUGGUUUGGGUUUCUUACCCAAGGAUAUUCUGCGAGCAAAGCUUAAUAACAUGGUGGAAGCAGCAUCGACAAUGCCCUAGAAUGCACAUUCUGCUACUAAUUUUGUUGUCAUGAAGCUGAUUUUAGGUUACGAAAGACUGGUGACCCUUUCCACGGAGGGAGGUGAAUCAACAACAAUGAGUUUUGGGGUAACAUUUCCGGCAAUCACCAGUCAAU
Molecule: messenger RNA, 838 nt
Organism: Lytechinus variegatus (green sea urchin)
Lineage: Eukaryota; Metazoa; Echinodermata; Echinoidea; Temnopleuroida; Toxopneustidae
Product: 5-methyltetrahydropteroyltriglutamate--homocysteine methyltransferase-like
Exons: 6
Coding region: 1-702 (233 amino acids)
Molecular function (GO): 5-methyltetrahydropteroyltriglutamate-homocysteine S-methyltransferase activity; zinc ion binding
Source: RefSeq, a predicted model, not a curated record